Messenger RNA from Closterium sp. Naga37s-1, 906 nucleotides. Lineage: Eukaryota; Viridiplantae; Streptophyta; Zygnematophyceae; Desmidiales; Closteriaceae. The record is from the annotation of a GenBank genome assembly.
AUGGAAAUUUCGAAUGACGAGCCGGCGACGACUAACUCUCCCGCUGCUGCUGUCAACCCGACAUCCGUUCAAGAUACGCCCGUCGCAAUUCCGGAGCCUUUCAAGGGCUGGGCGUUGAAGGCUGUCAGGGAUUUUCGAAAGGACUUCAAGGCGCUCCUCAAGGCGAGGUCGAAGUUGAAGAAGAUGAAGGCGCUCAACGAGCAGGGUGUGAUUUUGCACAGUAUUCGCACGAAAGCGGUUGAGUUUCAGACCAAGUACCCUCUGACGCGGGAAAAGUCUGCUGCAUCGGUCGCGUCGGUUCAUCACGAGAAUCAGAUGCGCAUUCAACAAGACUUCAUCAAGUCUAAGGAGUUGGAGGUUGAAGAGAUCCUGGCGGCGUCCUCUUCACACCUUACCGCUUUGGCGACUAAGACCGAAGACUACAUCAAAGGCCUUACCACCGAUCCUGAGCUCACCGUGUCUGAUGCGGCGAAGGAGCGAUUCCGGAAGAUUAAGGGUCUGUGUAUCAAGAAGGCCAAGUCGGAGGUGUCUAACGCCAGGGAUGAGAUCGUCAUCCAAGAGCUGGAGAGGCAGAGGGUAAAGGAAGCCGAGGAUUUGAAGAAGGCUGCUGCUGCCGAAGAGAUGGAACAGAUGGAGACGGAUCCGGCAAUCGACGAGCUGAUUCAGAAAGCUGAUCCCAAGCCGGCCCCCGCGUCUUCGAAGCCCAAGGCGGACCCGUCCAAGGACCAGAAAUCUUCUGGCGCCAAGGCAGAUGUACCGAAGGCUACGAGGAAGCGCGGGAAAGCCAAGAAGAAAGUGAAAUCUCAAGGCGACGGCGGAGGGAAGGGUCAAGAAGCAUCCUCGACCAAGGCCCAAGUUCCAAAAAACGGCGGCGGCGGCCCAGGAAAAGGGCCGCACAAGAACUAA